GAGAGAGGAGAGAGAUCUGUGAUUGCUCGUUACGCGGUCACAUCCACGCGUGGUCGUGGUGGUGGUGGUCGUGGUGGUUGUUGGUGGUGGUGUUGGCGCUCGCGUUAGAUAUGGAACAGGUUCGACGUUUCGGUCACUGUGGCAGCAGCGCGCUUCCUGAAGAGAGCAGAUGGGGUAGAGAAUAAACCAUCAUCAUCAUCUCGAGAAAGAAAGAGAGAGAGAGGUGUAAGUGGCCGCAAAUGUCCAGCGCCAGCGUCGCGGAGCUCGCCAUGAGACGCGGCUGCGCAUCGCCACAACCCGCCACGGAGAGCGGCAGCGGCAGCAGCUACACGCUCUUCACCACGCACGACCUGCCCAGCCAUCACCACCACCACCAGUAUCCCCAACAACAACAACAUCAGCACCAUCAUCAUCAGCAGCAGCAGGGCCAGGAGCUGCCCGUGGCGGCUUGGAGCGAGCGCGUGUCCAUCAACGUGUCGGGGCUGAGGUUCGAGACGCGUCGCAGCACCUUGGAGCGCUUCCCCCGCACGCUCCUGGGCGACGCCUCUCGCCUCCUGCGAUUCUUCGACCCGCUGCGCGACGAGUACUUCUUCGAUCGCAACCGCGACAGCUUCGGCGCGAUCCUCUUCUACUUCCAGUCGGGCGGCAGCCUCCACCGGCCCUCCGUGGUGCCCCACGGCCUCUUCGUGGAAGAGGUGCGCUUCUACGACCUGGGCGCCGAGGCGCGCGGCCGCCUCUGCGAGGAGGAGCGCUGUUCCCGGGAGGAUCCAGACCGGCCGCCGCCGCUGCCGCGCAAUCGCCUCCAGCGGCGCGCCUGGCUCCUCUUCGAGCACCCCGAGAGCUCCGUGUGGGCGCGCGGCGUCGCUCUCGUCUCGGUGCUCGCCACGCUCGCCUCCGUGGUGGUCUUCUGCCUCGAGACGGUGCCGCACGGCGAGCGGAAGAGCGGCGACGAGAAGGGGGCGAGGGGCGAGGAGGGGGGCACGGCAGGCGCGUUCGCCGUCGAGGUGGCGUGCAUCGCCUGGUUCUGCCUCGAGCUGCUGGUGCGCUUCUGCGCGUGCCCCGUUAAGGCGGCCUUCUUCAAGAACUUCAUGAACAUCAUCGACGUGCUCGCCAUCGUACCCUUCCUCACCAUGCUCUGCCUGCCCGACGCCGACAUGCAGAGCGCGCAGCAGCAGGCGCUGUCCUUCGCCAUCCUCCGAAUCGUGCGCCUCGUGCGCGUCUUCAGGAUCUUCAAGCUGUCGCGACACUCCAGGGGGCUGCGCAUCCUCGGGCAGACCCUGAACGCGUCGAUGCGCGAGCUCGGCCUGCUCGUCUUCUUCCUCUUCAUCGGCGUCGUCCUCUUCUCGAGCGCCGUCUACUACGCAGAGGUGGACGAGCCGCUCACCAACUUCACGAGCAUCCCCGUCGCCUUCUGGUGGUCCAUCAUCACCAUGACCACGGUGGGCUACGGCGACAUGUACCCCAUCACGCUGGGCGGGAAGAUCGUGGGCACGCUGUGCGCCAUCGCCGGCGUGCUCACGAUCGCGCUGCCCGUGCCCGUGAUCGUCUCCAACUUCAACAACUUCUACCACCUCGAGAUGGACGGCGGCGGCGACUCCACUCGCGCCUGCGCCGACGACUUCGAGCCAAGCGACGCCGACGACUCGGUCGCCACCGCAGGAGGCCCCGGGAUCAUCUCCUGCCCCACCUCCUCCUCCACCUCCUCCUCCUUCUGCUGCUGCUGCCGCCCGUCUCGCGGGGCGAUCAGUCCCGGCGACAUGACGCCCGGCACCGACGCGCCCCAGACGCCCGAGUCGCCGAGGAAGGAGCCGAAGGAGCGGGAGACGGAGGAUGAGAAGGGGUCGACGUUGAAACUCCGCGAGAUGGGAGACGCGGCACUGGGCGACGAGGAGGAGGAGGUCGAGGAUGAGGAGGAGGAGGAGGAGAAGGAGGAGCGCGCGAGCGAGCGGUGCUUGCACUCUUCCCUGGAGUGGGAGGCGAAGGAGGAGGUCGUGGUGGAGACUGACGUGUGAUGGACCUCACGUCUCCCUGCGUCUCCAUCUCUCUGUCUCUCUCGCCUCCCUCUCGCUCUCGUGCCUCGCCUUAUCUCUCCGUGUCUCUCUCUCCGUGUCUCUCCCUGCGUCUCCAUCUCUCUCGCCUCUCUCUCGCCUCCCUCUCGCUCUCGUGCCUCGACUUAUCUCUCCGUGUCUCUCUCUCCGUGUCUCUCUCCGUGUCUCUCUCUCGUGUCUCUCCGUGUCUCUCUCUCGUGUCUCUCUCUCGUGUCUCGCUCUCUGUCUCUCUGUGUGUCUCACUCUUUGUCUCUCUCCGUGUCUCUUCCUGCGUCUCGCUCUCUGUGUUUCUCUCUGUCUCUCUCCGUGUCUCUCUUCGUGUCUCUGCGUGUCUCUCACUGUGUCUCGCUCUCUGUCUCUCUCCGUGUCUCUCUCCGUGUCUCUCUCCGUGUCUCUCUCUCGUGUC
Messenger RNA from Lethenteron reissneri (Far Eastern brook lamprey), 2454 nucleotides. RefSeq names its product potassium voltage-gated channel subfamily A member 7-like. Gene Ontology annotation, biological process: potassium ion transmembrane transport; action potential; protein homooligomerization. Lineage: Eukaryota; Metazoa; Chordata; Hyperoartia; Petromyzontiformes; Petromyzontidae. The record is from RefSeq and is a predicted model, not a curated record. Gene Ontology annotation, cellular component: membrane; voltage-gated potassium channel complex. Gene Ontology annotation, molecular function: delayed rectifier potassium channel activity; protein binding.